UCCAGGACGGUUCAAUGGUGAACCGGAUUACUUAUUGCCCUCGUGUAUACGUCGUUUUUUUCUAGGGUUUGUUUGUAAAGACAGUUCCAUUGCUUACUGUUUUGAAGCUAAAGUUGUGAUUGCAAAUUCACUUCAAUUGUUCGCCAGAGGGUUGAACUGUAUUUCAUUCAGAAAUUAGUGCUAGUCCAUGGCUGAAGAGGCGCAUACACAAGAAGUAGGUAAAGGCCCAAAGAAGAGGAGAAUAGGGCACAAGAAGGGCAGUAAGGGAAAGAAGAAAUUAAAAGUGUUUAAGGGAAAUGGGGAGAAGGUUAAAGUAGACAAGAAGAUGCAGAAACUAUUUCGCAAAAGGGUGAGGGAUUACAAUUCUGAUGAUGAUGACGAGGAGGAGCCUUCCCCUGUUACUAGAGAUAGAAAUUAUCAACCACGGUACAAAAAUGAGUUGUUUGAUGGAAAAUCUUCGGAUGAGGAAGGAGAGGAACAUCAGAAUGAUGGCAUGGAAAAUGAAGCGUCUGAAGAUGAAGAUGGUGAAAUUCAGCCUGGAAUUACAAAGUUCAUGGAAGGCUGUAAAGCAUUCAGGAUGGCAUUCAAGAAAAUUGUGAAGAAGAAUGUUUCUGAUGAUCUGCUGGGUCCAGUAUUAUCAGCACACAAGAAGCUAUUGGCAGAGAAGCUUGCUGAAGAAGAUGCGGAACGGAAAGUCAAGGGGGAGGCAAAGAAGGAGAAACAUUUGGUAGGGGAGAAGGGGCAUGUGAAGCCUGCCAAUUUCUUGGACUCGCAUGAAAAGUUUCUUAUAGGAGUUGCUACAAAAGGAGUUUCAGUGGUCAAGCUAUUUAACGCUGUUAACAAAGCUCAAACUGCUCAGAAAGGAUUGAAUCCUUCUAGGUUUAAAGACGCCAAAGCAAUAAGGAAGCGGAGGAAAGAUGCCUUCUUUUCAGAGUUGGGCAAGACAUCAUCACAAGCACCUGGAACUCUUACCAUGGCUUCUACAUCGACAGGCACAGUGGAUGGUGAAGCUCCUUCGUGGGCUCCAUUGCAGGAUGGUUACAUGCUAACAAAUCCCAAGUUAAAGAACUGGGAUAAGAUGCACGAAACGACUGUAGCUGACGAUGACAUUGGAAGGAUGUCAUCGGAUAGUUCAUCAGAGGAUGUUGACUAAUUUCAUGAAACUUCAGAAGGAGCUGUGAUGAGCUUUGUUGUUGAUGUCCAAGGAAGGUUCCUCUCCGUCAUGGAGAUAGUUUGUGAUGUGUAUUUAGUCAAAUACCAGAUGGAUGGACGUUUCAAGUGAAUUUUGAUCGAUCGUUUUUGCUUCACAUUAUUCUGUGGUUUAAAUCUCUCUCUAUAUGGUUCGGUGACUGGCUGCACCAGAAGCGCAUUCCAUUCAGGAUUAGUGGUUUGCACCAAGUGGUUUAAUUUAAUGUGUUCCAACUCAAAUUUAGUGCAGAGGAAAUUAUUGAUAAUCCGGUUUGGUAGGCACUUCUUUUGAUUUGUAACAAUGAUUUUAAUUGCUUUACAUAUCACUUGCAUGACUUUUUAUGUGAAAAAAUAUGAUGGAAAACACAAUGAAGUAUAUUCAUUUAGUAAUAUUAUUUUUGUGAA
Messenger RNA from Camellia sinensis, 1593 nucleotides. Its product is annotated as Rrp15p protein. Gene Ontology annotation, cellular component: preribosome, large subunit precursor. Gene Ontology annotation, biological process: maturation of 5.8S rRNA; maturation of LSU-rRNA. The record is from RefSeq and is a predicted model, not a curated record. Lineage: Eukaryota; Viridiplantae; Streptophyta; Magnoliopsida; Ericales; Theaceae.